Candidozyma haemuli is the source of this 900-nucleotide messenger RNA. It is a transcript of the gene NIT3, whose product is annotated as putative hydrolase. Lineage: Eukaryota; Fungi; Ascomycota; Pichiomycetes; Serinales; Metschnikowiaceae. The record is from RefSeq and is a predicted model, not a curated record. Gene Ontology annotation, molecular function: omega-amidase activity. The coding region runs from base 1 to 900 and encodes 299 amino acids. Gene Ontology annotation, biological process: L-glutamine metabolic process; oxaloacetate metabolic process. The transcript has a single exon. Gene Ontology annotation, cellular component: mitochondrion.
AUGUCUUCCAUCAAAGCUCCACUCUCCAAGAACCUUCAGAUUGCUCUUAUCCAGAUAAAAGCUGGCGCCCAGAAGGCGGCCAAUUUGCAGAAAGUGACGUCUUUCAUUGACAAAGCUGUGGCUCAGGCUACGGGUGGUCUUGAUCUCGUCAUGUUGCCUGAAUGCUUCAAUUCGCCAUAUGCUGUGGAUAAGUUCAGAGAAUACGCUGAGAAUAUCCCCAAUGGCGAGACUACUGCUGCUCUUUCGAAAUUGGCAAAGCAGCAUGGUGUCUACAUUGUGGGUGGAUCCAUCCCAGAGCUUGAUGACUCUGAUAAUAAGGUGUAUAACACUUCCUUGACAUUUGACCCACAGGGUAACAUCAUCGCUAAGCACCGCAAGACUCACUUAUUUGACAUUGACAUCCCUGGUGGAAUCACCUUCAAGGAAAGUGAGACUUUGACUGGUGGUGACAAGGGCACUGUGUUUAAGCUUGGUGAAUUUGGUAAUGUCGGAUUGGGUAUCUGCUACGAUAUCAGAUUCCCAGAGUUGGCUAUGGCUGCUUCUAGGAAGCCUAACAAUGCUUUUGCCAUGUUCUACCCAGGCGCUUUCAACACCACAACAGGACCUUUGCAUUGGCAUUUACUUGCAAGAGCCAGAGCCGUUGAUAACGAGUUGUUCACAGUCUUGUGUAGCCCUGCAAGAGACGUUGGAGGUGACGGGUACCAGGCAUAUGGCCACUCUUUGGUUGUGGAUCCUUCUGGACACAUCGUGGCUGAAGCUGGAGAAGGUGAAGAGAUCUUGUAUGCUGAGUUGGAUAAAGACUUAUUGCCUAAAGCAAGAGAAGGAAUCCCUGUUCACUUCCAGAGACGUUUUGAUGUCUACAGUGAUGUUGCCAAGGAUGCUAAAAUCAGCGAUAAGUAG